AUUUUGGGAGCGCGGACUGCCAGCAAAAAUUUGCUCACUCUAAAUGGUCACAUGACCGCGCGCACAUGGCAACAACCGAAACGAGUUGUCGGCCACUCAGAUCGGUUUCCGUCUACUUUUACUCUCUGUAGUUAUACAAAACAACAAGGGUUUGGUGGGAAUUGGUAAUUCGCCGAACGAAGCCCGAGUCUACUCGCAAAAGCUGGCCAGUCAACACACAUCGCAUCAAGGAAGUUCUCACCUAAUAUCAUCUUUUGCUUAGUUGGGGCUAAGAUGCGUGGGAGGAAGCCGGGGAGAGACAGGGCAUGACAACCCCGCGUCGCACCUGACGCCUACCUUGGAGCCUGUGGUGGUAUAAGAUGUACGCGCUGCUGCUAGCGCUACUACUGGGCAGCGCUCGGGCUGCCGCUGCUCAAGCGCAAGACGUGGGCAGCGUGACCGUCAACAGCACGCGCGGGCUUGCGAUGGCACUCAACAACACUGCUGUAUCACAAAUAUACUUGAACGAUACUCUAACGCUCGUUGGGGCGGAGUGGCCGGGGGUUGUGAGCAUCGCGGAUGGCAGAGCCGUCAAGCUCUCAGGGGCUUUGCAGGCCCAGCCCCAGGUCUACGUGUCCCUCAACUGGGCGAACUUGACCGGCAUCAUAUGGCUGGCGCCGUCGGCAUCACUGGUGUUUGAGGGCUUGGAGAUUUCAGACUACCACAACCUGACCCAGUCCUACUUCCUGCCGUUCCGCGCCUCGCCUGGGGCCUUCAUCACCGCCCGAAACUGCAUCCUGCGCCGCCGUGUCGGGCUGUCAGUGGAACUAGCAAUCAUAUCCAUGCGCGCCGCCGACCGACCGCCGGGCGUGCCGGGGCCGCAGCUGUGCCAGCUGUACCCCGAGCUGAGGUACAACUAUACAGCAGAGCCAGGGGUGGAGCACUAUGAGGCGAUGGUGAUUCAGCAGACCGACGUGCAGACAGUGCUGGCGCCGUACUCGCCCGGCGGCAGCGCCAGCUACAACAGUUUCCAGUGGUCUGCCCUGGAUUGCUUCUACUUUGUGGAUCACCCAGUGGACCAGUCCUGCCUCAACGAGAAGCCCGGGGCAGAGUGCUUGGCGGACCUGAUCCGCAUCCUGGACGGCAUCACAGACGCGGGCGGCAGCGGCAGCGGCAACAAGGGGGAGUCCUACCUCAUGACGGUGGUGGUGGCUGUGGUGCUGCCGGGCUCGGUGAUCCUGCUGGCUAUUUCCAUCGCGGCUGGGCGCCUGGGUAUGAAUCGGGCCUGCGAGGAGCCGCCCGACCUCUCCUCCCGACCUGAGCCAGACCUCGAGGCGGCCAACAAACUGUACGGUGGCAUGGGCAUGGUGGGCGGAAGCGCCGACGGUGCUAGCGGCCGGGGCAGUGGCGGCGGCGGCAUGCGGCCGUCACGCUUCGGCGGUGGCGCGGGCGGCGGGCGCUUCGACGACGAUGACGAGGGCGGUUUGUUCCUGGGACUAAACCACCCGGACGAGCCGCUUCCCGCAUGGCGGCCCACGGAGCCCUACGUGGAUGACGACCCGAAGGGUGGCAGCGCCGGCGCGGGCGGCAGCGCCGGUGGCGGCAACGGCGGCGCCAGCAAGGGUGUGGAAGGGGAGGACUCCCUCCCCUCCAACUCGGAAGGCAGUCGGACACCGGAUAGCGUGGCACCGCCGCUGGUGCCGCAGCCCGACGGCGGCGCCGCUGACGUGGCGGCGUCGGGCGCCGACGGAAGCGUGCGCGGCGGCAGCGCGCCUGUGCACCAGAGCUUGGUUAUAACGCUGUCAGCGGAGCAGGUCGCGCGGAUGCACCGGGCGGCCAUGGCCAAUGGAAACAUGGCGAGCAGACCGGUCGCCGCCGGCGCGCCGCCCGCGGAGAUACAGGAGGGGUCCGGCGGCGACUCGGUAACGGGCGAGAAUGCCUCCGCGGGGAACCGCGCCGCACCCGCCGGAGCCCGAGGUGCACACGGCGCAGGGGCCGACGUAGGGGCAGGGGCUCCAGAUCCAGGGGGGAGAGCGCGGCAGCAGCCGGAGCCCGGGGCGGCGGGACCGGCAGCAGCGGCGCAUGCCACGGCCGCCGGUGCCGGUGCAGGUGUGGGUGUGGGUGCGGGUGCGGACGGGGCCGGGAGAGGCGGCGGCCGCGCGAGCCCCACCGGGCCGGCUACACCAGCAGGCGCCAACACGGCUGUUACUGCCGUCGGUGGGCCCGGCGGCGGGCCUGCAGCCGCGGUGCAGGCUGCACCGGCUCCGUCGGCGCCGCCGCAGCCCGCACCGCCGGCGCGGGACGUGCCAGCGGAGUUGUUAGAGAUGUCCAAGGCGGUGCGCUGCAGCGUGCAGGACGUGGCAAUUCAGAUGGAGGCGGUCAUUGGCGCCGGCUCCUUUGGAGUGGUGUACAAGGGCACAUGGCAGGGGCUCACCGUGGCGAUCAAGACCGUGGUGUUCAGUGCCACGACCGACCACCGCCGCAGCGCGCUCAAAGAGGCGGCUCUGGCGAGCUCCGUCGUCCACCCGAACAUCAUCGCCACCUACUGUAGUGAGCUGCAGUCCAUAGGCGGCCACCACGGCCUGCUGCCCAUGCCUGCGCAGCAGGCGCCCAUCAUGGACUGGCGGCUGUACAUCGUGCAGGAGUAUGCGGACGGGGGUGCGCUGCGGUCUCUGUACGGCCGGAAAGACAUCUGGCCAGCGCCGGGGGAAGCAAACAUGCCGGCGGUUCUGUCCCUGGGCUACGGCAUCGCACGGGCCAUCACACACCUACACACCAAGCGAAUCGUGCACGGUGACCUGAACCCCAACAACGUGCUGCUCAAGCGCAAUGACGCCGAGCCGUCUGGCUACACAGUCAAGGUCGGCGAUUUCGGUCUGAGCGUGAUGUUGCCGCAACACGUCAGCCACCUGUCCAACAUGCGGAUGGGGACCAUGUUCUACAUGUGCCCCGCGGUGCUGCUCAAGGCACAAGUGGGCCCAGCGUCAGAUGUCUUCUCUCUGGGCGUCGUUCUUUGGGAGCUGUUCAAUGGCCAGUGCGCGGGCCGGCAGACGCCUGAGGGCCCCCGCUACGUGCCCACCUUCCCCGCCUUCCCGCCCACCUGCCCCGCCGCCUACCGCAAGAUUGCGCUCAGCUGCCUUCAGAAGCAGCCCGCCAACAGGCCCACAGCGUCUCAGGUGGAGCAGCAACUGGAGGUACUGCUGGCAACGGCCACGUGCUCGCCCGAGGGGCCGCAGCGCCUGGCUACGCUCACGGCCGCGGAGCUUAAUCGCAUGUUCUCGGUGUAGAGUAUUGCUGUGGGAUAUGGCAUGGCGGGCUGUGGCGGUGGGUUAGUCGCGCCGCAUGGCGCAGGUGCAUGUGUAUGGUGCUGCGGGGCGGGGAAGCCGUAGUUGACGGAUGCCUUUGCAAAACAUGUGGCCAUGGGUGAUACCGUGGAGGUUGCAGGGAUGCGGGUGUUUUAUUAUAUAUCUGUUCGAUGCAUGUUGGUGCGCAUAUAUAAUGCCAGUACCGUAUCGGAUUGUAAUGCAUUUGCAUGUGCGUGUGGUGUGUGGCAGUUCGGUCCACGUUUCCUAGACAGUAACUGUUGGUGGGAUUCAUGCGUGCCUUCAGUUGUGCGGCUGGCUGGCAUGGCUUUGUGUGUUCCAUGGGGACGCUUAGCCAAAGCAAUGUUAGGAGCGCACUACGAACGAGUAAGGUCUGCGUUGCUCAUAAAGAACGUGGCUCGUGAACGGAAGCAUGCGAUGGGUUCGUUAGCGGGCUCUGCAUGGUGUUUAGCCUUGGAGCCUGAAACACAAACCAACCCUUUUGUAGAAGGCUGCCCGCCUGCACACUGGCGCAUAGAAACGCACGAGCGGCGGGCGCAGGCAAUUGUUUCCGAUGUCUUGGGAAUGCUUUUUGCUGUUUGCCGUCGCGAGACCGCGUCUUGUUCAACUGUUGCAAGGGGGACGUGCGCGUUGCAUUUGACCGUGCCCGCGCCCGUGACCGUGUGAUGGUGCUGUCGUGUGUUGCUUGGGAUGGGUACUUACGUGGUUCGAGUGGAGGGUGCUGGGGCGGUCUCUCUCUGCUGAGGGCUGCUACUUAGCGGAACCGGUGCUUGGGCUUGCGGCGAGAAGCAAUUAAGCAAAUGGUUAAAUUGAAUGGCCGCAAAGAGCUCCGGGCGUUGAACGUGUGGUGUGUGCAUGUUAUCAUUAAAUCAGACAGGCAGCCCUGUGGGUGUAUCACAGCAGAGAACGGGUGGCGGCAACUGCUUGUUUCAUCACUGGGCCGGAGCCCAGCGGGGUGUGGCUGAUGUCGUUUGUCAUAUUUCGAGUUGCGGCGUGGUCAAGAGGAUAGAAUCAAGCUAUGGAGUGGAAAUGAGUCACUAGCGGACCGCCAAGCGAUCCAUGGGGCGUGCCCCCAAGGGAAUCGAAGUGACAGGGGAAGCGACAGACAGUGUUGUAAGGCUGAGCGAAUGAGCAGGCACAUGCAAGCAGUGGCGUUGAGCUGAGGUGACGGAAGGCUGGCAUAACUUGGCAGCCAUCUGGGGGGAGGGCGGUUUCCCUCCUGACCUGGGUGCUGGGCACUCUUGCUUGGUCGGACUGUCCAGGACUGUCCCUUCUUGUAAUGUCGCAGUCAUAAAUCAUAUUGGCUGGCGGCGCGAGCGAAGCUGCCGUCGGCCCGGGUGCUGAGCAUUGGACUUGCCGUCGUAGCUGACUUCUGGGGUCGUAUCCAGACGUUUGUGACUUUGGGUAUCAGGCCAAAGGGUUGGGACGCUGUGCCGUCUGCGCAUCCUUUCAUCUCUCGGGCUGUUGGUGACGGCAUGGUAUUGCGCUUGCCGUAUGACGCUGAUUCCCCGCCUCCUUCACCGUGAGAGGUUGUGGGUGGUUGGGGGCUUGGUGUGUGGGAGAUCUGUAUAUGACCCAAGUGCCGGAGACAUGACGUAGGAGUAGGGGGGGGGGGUUAGGAACCUGCCGCUCCCCAAACUAUGUGCACGUGUUCUGAAUCAGGGGUACCGGGUUAUACGGUACCGUACGGUAUGGACGUAUCGUUGCGCUGCACGCCGCAGGACAGAAGCGCUAGGAACAAAACCUGGACAGUGUAGGACAGUGGGUGUGCGAUGGGUGUGCGAUGGGACAGUGUUAAGGCAGGUUGGUGAAGUCCCGUAUGUGAUUCCCAGGUUCCCAGGCCCCCUGUAGCCUGUAGGACAGUGGGGGACGGGUGGUAGGGGGGACCUUUGAGGGAGUCCCGGGCGUGUUCAGCAGCAAUCAAGACUAGCAGUGGCCAUUUAGCAUUAUCG
Molecule: messenger RNA, 5254 nt
Organism: Chlamydomonas reinhardtii
Lineage: Eukaryota; Viridiplantae; Chlorophyta; Chlorophyceae; Chlamydomonadales; Chlamydomonadaceae
Exons: 16
Coding region: 360-3266 (968 amino acids)
Biological process (GO): protein phosphorylation
Molecular function (GO): ATP binding; protein kinase activity
Source: RefSeq, a predicted model, not a curated record